AAUUCGAUUUUCAUUAGCGAGGGAAACGGAUUCCUUUUCCAUUUUCGUUUUCAAAACAUUUUUGGUUGUUGAUAAGAGAGCGGUCGAGCUUCCUGGUGACUCUGUCUUUAAUUUUUUCAUAUUCCAAAGAACACCAAUCCAAACCCUAAUGUUUGGGACCUGAACUCAAGCCCUAUAACAAGAAGAAGAAGAGAUUUGCUUGCCUAUUGCUAUGUCAGACUUUUUUCCAGACGAAAUCAUGGUUGAAAUCCUCCAGAGACUACCCGCCAAAUCCCUAAUCAAAUUCAGGUCUGUUUCCAAAUCCUGGUGCUCUCUCAUCACAAACCCUGAUUUCAUCAAUACCCACCUCACUCAGUCACUCACUUCCAAUACAUACAAAAACAGCUAUGAUAAUCUCCCACUCAUGAUAGUUAGGCAAUGCGUAUCCACUACCCAUACCAGAACAGAGCACUACAAACUAUUUAUUGAUUCCGAAGACUCAUUUGAUGAAUAUAAAGAACUUGAAUUCCCAAUAAAGAGUCGUCGUCUCCACUUUUUUUUCGCAAUUGGGUCUGUAAAAGGUUUGUUUUGUCUUCACGAACAAGAUCGGUAUUUUCUUUGGAACCCAUCUAUUAGAAAGUCCAUGGCUAUGCCCAAGCCUACUGUCAAGACCUCUAUGCAUUCUCAUGGGUUUGGAUUUGAUCCACGGACCAACGAUUAUAAAUUGGUUAGAAUAGCGGACUUUUAUCCAACUAAAUUGCCCAAUCAGAAGCCAACUACACACAUUGAGGUGUACUCCCUUAAUGCAGGCUCCUGGCAAAUGUCUAGCACGGGGAGAAACUCUUAUCCGGAUGGGAUUACUAUAGAUUAUUCAAGCCGAUUCGCUGCUUAUUUAGAAGGGGCUGUUCAUUUUGCUGCGAAAAUGAAGAAGUCCAAUGAUCCGUUGAUUUUGUCAUUUGAUUUGUGUGAUGAGGUGUUUCAAACAAUGAUGUUACCAGAUGGUGUUGUAGCCCCGAGAACUGAGGUCCGGGCUUCAGUAUUUGGGGGAUUGCUUUCUCUGUUAUGUUACGAAGAUAGUGCUGUGUACAAGUCUUGUUCCAUUUGGAUAAUGAAAAAGUACGGUGUAGUUGAUUCUUUGUAUAAGCAGUUCACAAUUGAUCUAAGCAGAGGAAUUACACAGGUAUUAGGUAUACGGAAUAAUGGUCAUAUAUUAUUGGAGACAAAAGCACCAAGUGAUUGGGUGCUUUCUUCAUAUGACCCUUUGAGCCAACAAACUAAGAAUUUGGGAAUUUAUGCUACUUCAAACCAUUUUGUUGUUGAUACUUACGAGGAGAACCUAAUCUUACUCAACAAACCAAAUGAUGCAUUUUCUAGAAGGCGAGUGAGCAGGAAGAGGACAGACAGGGACCAAGGUUCUCAAGCACGAAUAGAGGCACUUAAGACUGAUAUUCAAAGGCGGAGAAAUGAAGUUGACCUCCAUUUAAAAGAGAUAAAGGAAAAGGUAGAGGAAGCAAAAGAGGCUGUAGCAAAAAUGGGGCCUCAACGACAGGCUGAGGUCUAUGCCAAAUUCCAGACUAUUUUUUUGCAAAUGCAACCCAUUGAUUUUUCAAGCAAUGAACAAAUUGAUUCGACAAGGCUCACUGCCACUUCUCAAAGUUCCGCAGUGGAUGAUUGUGAUGUGGCUGCUGAGAAAUGGAGCCACAGUCGUGUCCUUGGCAGGGGUGUGGGCAUCAAGGGCAAAGAUUUGAAUGGCUGCACUUCCUCAGGUCAAGUCAAGGAUUGUAUGAGGCAUGAGGCAGAAGAGUUAAUAAAAUUGAAGACUGAAGGAACUGAAAUGCUGAAGCAGUUGUCUGAGAUGAAGGAUCAAUUAUUGCAGACCUAUGGCAAACCAUUCAUCCCUACAGUGCAGGCGUCUACUAAUGCACAGCCAUGAUCCAGAUUGCAAAUAAUGCAGGGAAAACAAAGAUGAAUGAUUUCAAAUAUUCAAUGGAUUCAAAGCAUGUCCCAGUGGAUGACAAAACAUAUGACUCAGUCUUUAUCUAAUAGAACUACCUCUGUUAUUCUGAUUCUUUUGGGGCACAUCAGAUGAAAUGGCUUUGUAUUGUUUUGAAUUAUGUUCAGUGGAAAUAUCAUUUUUAGGAGUAAAAUGAUUAUGGAGUAUAAAAAUUUUGUUUUUAUUAUA
Messenger RNA from Camellia sinensis, 2161 nucleotides. RefSeq names its product F-box/kelch-repeat protein At3g06240. NCBI's taxonomy places the organism in Eukaryota, Viridiplantae, Streptophyta, Magnoliopsida, Ericales, Theaceae. Gene Ontology annotation, molecular function: protein binding. The record is from RefSeq and is a predicted model, not a curated record.